Messenger RNA from Cooperia oncophora, 972 nucleotides. NCBI's taxonomy places the organism in Eukaryota, Metazoa, Nematoda, Chromadorea, Rhabditida, Trichostrongylidae. The record is from the annotation of a GenBank genome assembly.
AUGAGUUGCACAUCUCAUAGACCACAGCAGAUUUGUUUUCUUCUCAGUUCACAUCAUACAUGUAAUAGUUUAUUUUUCAGCAAAUUCGUGACAUAUUUUUGCCUACUCUUUUUCGUUCUUCUUCUUUCGCUGAAGCUAGAUCAAAAAAUCAAUGUAGGAUAUGCUAUUGUAUUUCUUCCCAUAUGGAUCUACAACUUCCUUAUUUUUUCCGGUGCUUUAGUUGGAGUAGUGUCGUUCCUAUCCAGGCCACCUUCACAAAAUGACGUCGCUCUCCGUGUGGAUUUUACAGCUAUGCAAUUAACAACCGUGGAGCAUUCAUUUCUGUUCAUCUUUGCUCUGUUGACGUAUUGCAAGUUGGAGUUGUCGGUGUUCUUCCGGAACAACCUCGAGCUUCACUGGAUAAUUGUCUUUUCUCCGUUAUUUGCUUUAUCUAUUGCUUCAAUUGGCCUGGUAGUGUGGGCGAUGCGAAGAGAUAAGUCAUUCGAAUUCGAAUUGUUCUUCGCGAUCAAUAUAGUGCAGCUGUUUUUCCUUGCCUUCAAACUUGAUGAUUUAGUGGACUGGUCAUGGGCUGUUGUCUUCAUCCCACUAUGGGUGGUAUUGUCUUUGUCAGCAGUUGGAGUGUUGUACGCUCUCGUCCUUUCCAUUGUAUUAGCUCGAUCGCGUCAUCUCGUACCUUCGCAUCGAAGGCAGCACGUCACUUCUGCUCUUUUCCAUGCUUGUCUCGUAGUACCUGCGCUCAUUUGUAUGGUCCUGUUAACUGGAAAACUUGAUGCAACAGAAUGGGGCGAUAAUGAUCCUGCAGCUGAUAUGUCUUAUACGGCCGUAUUCUCUCCUCUUCUCGUUUCUUUACUCUGCCUUGUACUCAUGUCAUGUGUACACGGAGGCGGUAACGUUUGGUGGUUUGGUCUUCGUCAACCUUUCUGCACAGCUCUUCUGGACGCUUGCCCCUGUUUGAAGCAAUACGCUAAUGUG